CAAGGGGAUGGUGGUUUGCUUUGCGGCUCGCUUACAGGAGUAGCUGGGAUGGAAGCAGAUUCAAUGUUACUUGCAGAGGCUAUUAAGAAAAUAUCUGGUUCUUUGACAAGCGAAACUGAUGUUCUUUAUGUGGAAGAUGAUGAAUCCGAUGUCGUUGAUGCUACUGAGACAAACACUUGCAAUGGUGAUAUUCCAGAGUGGGCACAGGUUUUGGAACCUGUGAAAAAGCUUCCAACAAAUGUUGGGACUAGAAUCAGAAAGUGUGUUUAUGAAGCUUUAGAGAGAAAUCCACCAGAGUGGGCAAAGAAGAUAUUGGAGCAUUCCAUCAGUAAAGAAAUUUAUAAAGGCAAUGCUUCAGGACCAACAAAGAAAGCUGUCCUCUCAUUGCUAGCGGAUGUUCGAGGUGGAGAUUUGGUGCAGAGGUCUGUUAAAGGAACCAAAAAGCGGACACCCAUAGGUGUAUCUGAUCUCAUUAUGAAGAAAUGCCGGGCUGUAUUGCGUGGUGUUGCAGCCGCAGACGAGGAUAAAGUAUUCUGCACUUUGCUCGGGCGAAAGUUACUGAAUUCCAGUGAUAAUGAUGAUGACGGGCUCCUGGGAUCACCUGCCAUGGUUUCGCGGCCCUUAGACUUCAGAACUAUUGAUUUGAGAUUGGCUGCUGGUGCAUACAACGGAUCAACUGAAGCUUUUCUUGAGGAUGUUCUUGAGCUGUGGAGUAGUAUACGUGUUAUGUAUGCGGAUCAGCCCGAUUAUGUGGAACUGGUUGCAACUUUGUCUGAAAAAUUCAAGUCAUUAUACGAGGCUGAGGUUCUACCACUUGUUCAGAAACUUGUGGACUACAUGAAAUUGGAAUGCUUAAAUGCAGAGAUGAAGAAGGAAAUUAAGGAAAUAGUUGUUUCAGUAAAUAAACUUCCCAAGGCCCCGUGGGAUGAGGGGGUAUGUAAAGUAUGCGGCGUUGACAAAGAUGAUGACAGUGUUCUCUUGUGUGAUACAUGCGAUGCUGAGUAUCACACAUAUUGUUUAAAUCCACCUCUUAUCAGAAUUCCUGAUGGAAAUUGGUAUUGUCCAUCUUGUGUCAUUGCCAAGCGCAUGGCUCAAGAGGCUUUGGAAUCUUACAAACUAGUCAGGCGGCGAAAAGGUAGAAAGUAUCAGGGGGAACUCACCCGAGCCUCUAUGGAAAUGACUGCUCACCUGGCAGAUGUGAUGAAAGAAAAGGACUACUGGGAGUUCAGUGCUGAGGAGAGAAUCAUGCUGCUUAAGGUUCUAUGCGAUGAACUGCUCAGCUCAUCCCUUGUCCAUCAACACCUCGAGCAAUGUGCCGAAGCGAUAAUUGAAAUGCAGCAGAAAUUGCGCUCUCUUUCCUCAGAAUGGAAAAACGCAAAAAUGCGGCAAGAAUUCUUGAUGGCUAAACUCGCAAAGGUUGAACCUAGUAUUUUGAAGGAAGCAAGCGAACUACAUAAUUCAAGUCACUUUGCAGACCAUAUGGGAUGUGAUCAACGACCACAGGAGGGCGUUGUUGGAGACGGAGUUACUCAUGAUGAUGAGACUUCCUCUACUGCAUUUCUUAACAAAAAUCAAGGUAAAGCUCCACUUGAUACCGAUUCUCAACCUGGAGAUUUGCAUGUUAAUUCCGGUGCGAGCAAGAUUUCUUCCCCAGAAAAAAUUACAUCCCCUGUGAGGCAUGAGUUGCCUGUAGCAGAUACCUCUCCUCAUGUAACGGAUAUUAUGUCUUGUGAAAAAGAUACCUUGCACAAGUCCGUUGGAAGAAUUCACGAAACACAUUCUCUAAAUUCCAAUGCAGUGGAAUUGCAGACAGCUCAUGAUGCAUCUUCUCAGGCUUCUCAAGAGUUGCAGGCUUGUCAACAGGAUUUGAUUGCCACUAGUAAUGAUAUUCAGAAUCUGCAGCUAUCAAUCAGAAGUGUAGAGUCACAGCUUCUAAAGCAAUCUAUACGAAGAGACUUUCUGGGAAACGAUUCUAGCGGUCGUUUAUAUUGGGGUUGCUGCUUCCCAGAUGAAAAUCCGCGUAUACUGGUUGAUGGAAGCAUAUCUUUGCAAAAACCUGUUCAAGCCGAUUUGACGGGUUCAAGAGCCCCCUCUCCGUUUCUCCAUGCCAUUGACCAUGGAAGACUAACGCUUUCACCCUGGACAUAUUAUGAAACCGAAGCUGAGAUAAGCGAGCUCGUCCAAUGGCUUCAUGAUGAUGACCCGAAAGAAAGAGACCUGAGAGAGUCUAUUUUGUGCUGGAAAAGGUUACGAUUUGGGGACCUUCAAAAGGAAAAGAAAGAAGCUCAGAAUUUGUCUUUUCCUGUUUUGGCUAGGGGACUUGUGACCAAGGCUGCCAUGUCAAUGGAGAAGAGAUAUGGUUCAUGCAUCAAACUAGAGAUGGAAACGUUUAAAAAGCGGGGGAAGAAAACAAAGGUUGCGGAGCAAGAAAAUUUGUGUCGAUGCGAAUGCUUGGAAGCAAUUUUGCCAUCCAUGAUUCACUGCCUCAUAUGCCACAAAACAUUCGCAAGUGAUGAUGAAUUUGAGGACCACUCUGAGAGUAGGUGUAUUCCUUACUCAUUAGCAACUGAAGAAGCGAAGGAAAUCACUGAUUUUUCGAAAGCAAAAGAAAGUCUGAAAUCCGAUUAUCUUAAUGUUAAGUCUAGCGCCGGCAAAGAUGUCGCUGAAAUAUCCAAUGUUUCUGAACUUGAUUCUGGGUUGAUAAGAUAUCAAGAAGAAGAAUCUAUAUCCCCAUACCAUUUUGAGGAGAUCUGUUCCAAGUUUGUGACUAAGGAUUCCAACAGAGAUUUGGUUAAAGAUAUCGGUCUGAUCGGCUCAAAUGGCAUCGCAACAUUUCUUCCAUCGUCUAAUACUCAUCUUUACGACUCAGUGCUUAUCUCUGCCAAUUCCAGUAAGCUAGAUGGUGAUGAUUCAGGGGAUCAGGUCAUUUUUGCUGGUUCUGAAACCAAUGUUGAAGGCUUAAAUUCUGAAUCUAACAUGUCAUUCGAUAGAUCUUUUACACACGACCUUGGCGGUCCACCGAGUAAACCAAGCGGAAUGGGUUUUGGCUUCUCAGAGCUAAAGAUUAAGAAAUACUCAGGUAGUGGGUUGAAAAGCUGCUGUGUGGUUCCACAGGCUUCGUUGAAACGAAUAACUGGCAAGGCGUUGCCGGUUUUUAGGUUCCUAAAAACCAACUUGCUUGAUAUGGAUGUGGCACUACCUGAUGAAGCUUUAAGACCGUCGAAAUCGCAUCCAGACCGUAGAAGAGCUUGGCGUAUAUUUGUUAAAUCCGCGCAAAGCAUUUAUGAGUUGGUUCAGGCAACAAUUGUGCUAGAAGACAUGGUUAAGACAGGGUACUUGAAAAAUGCAUGGUGGUACUGGUCUUCCCUUUCAGCGGCUGCUAAAAUAUCGACUCUCUCGACGUUAUCUGUCCGUAUCUUCUCCCUUGAUGCAGCUAUUACGUACGAUAAACUCAUAACUCCAUCAGAUCCGAUGGAUGAAACAAAUCCGAUCAUCAGCUUACCAGACCAGAAGUCGCAACCGGUUUCAGAUUCACAAGAAAGAAGCAGCAGAGCAAACAGGCGAUCUGGUAAGAAGAGGAAAGAACCCGAGGUAUCAUAGUAACUUAUUUGAACCCACCGGAAAAGCUCAGCGGGCACAGCCUCGUGAGAAUGUGAACCGGAAAUGUGGAUUUUGUUUUUGUUCCGGUUGAGUCAAAGUGGAGCCAAUCUGUAUGUUGUAGAUAUAGGCAAUGUUUCUUCUAUCUAUAUAUCUGGAAGUGGACCUGUAAGUUGCGGAUGUUUUUGGUAGUUCAUCAUGACAGGAGAGGCCGAAGUCCGGUUCAUGGAAUGGAACGGCGGUAGAUGGCGGUUCAAGAGGUGAAUGAGCUUGAGAGAGUAUGUGUACACAUAAUAUGUAGAAGAAGACUGACUAAUGUGGAAUUAAUUAGUAUCAACUGAUGUUAGAACGGAAACACUUCAAUUCUUUAUAAAAUCUCUUUCUUAA
Molecule: messenger RNA, 3984 nt
Organism: Camelina sativa (false flax)
Lineage: Eukaryota; Viridiplantae; Streptophyta; Magnoliopsida; Brassicales; Brassicaceae
Source: RefSeq, a predicted model, not a curated record